This is a messenger RNA of Penicillium cosmopolitanum, 1785 nucleotides long. RefSeq lists its product as uncharacterized. The transcript is spliced from 4 exons. Lineage: Eukaryota; Fungi; Ascomycota; Eurotiomycetes; Eurotiales; Aspergillaceae. Bases 1 to 1785 code for a protein of 594 amino acids. The record is from RefSeq and is a predicted model, not a curated record. Gene Ontology annotation, biological process: regulation of transcription by RNA polymerase II. Gene Ontology annotation, cellular component: nucleus. Gene Ontology annotation, molecular function: RNA polymerase II cis-regulatory region sequence-specific DNA binding; DNA-binding transcription activator activity, RNA polymerase II-specific.
AUGUCCGAGCAGCGCAUGGUGCCCCAAAGUCAAAAUCUCGACCUUUAUACAUCGCAAUUAAAAGUCCCUACUACCUUCCAUGACUUGGUAGAAGGAGAUCAAUUCGAAGAUCCGGCCGACUCAAACUCGCUGGGUGGUGUCAAUCCCGCAGUUACAUGGAACAGCAUGGAUCCUUUUUCCACACAAGAUGCAUAUGGAUCGAAUCAGUUCCCCCGACCAAAUUUGGACUUGGAGAGCAUGGCACUUCCAGCUGAGCCGCUUAAUUUCGAUCACAUCCCAGAUAACGAGCUGUCAUGGAAUCCAACGGGAGGGGCCCAACGAAUGGGUGACAAUGUUCGCCACUCGCAAAACAUGUCCUACCCCGAGGGCAACCAGUUCCGUUACCCCGCCACUCUUCGAGCAUCCACUGCGAUAGUAAAUGACUCGAGUGAAACUCCUGUUUCGUAUCUCAACAAGGGCCAGGUGUAUCAUCUUAGGGUGGUAGACCCAGUCCCGUCUGUGGCAUAUACUACCGAAUCCACACAGUACCGAACAUUUGUCCGGAUUUCAUUCGAUGAAGAACAACAACGAUCUGACCCAGCUGCCUAUUGGCAAUUAUGGAAAUCAGCGCGAGGACUAAACAAGAGCGACGAUAAAAUUAAAGCUGUCGAAUACGUGGGCGAAAAUAACCCCUUCAUGCACGUUGAGCAAGUCUCUCUCGAUGGAUUUUCUGUCACCUGGACUGGCAACCCGACCGAUAGAAUGCCCCAAUGCAGUAUCCCAGUCCGAUUCAACUUCUUAUCCACAGACUUCACACUCUCGAAGGGAGUGAAAGGAAUUCAGGUCAGGCUUUGCGUCAAGACAAAACAACUCGGCGAACUUGAUAUCCAAGAACCAGAAGUAAGCUUUUGCAAUGUGAAGCUCUUCCGCGACCAUGGCGCCGAGCGGAAACUAUCGAAUGACGCUGCGAGCAUCCGAAAAAGGAUUGAAAAGCUACAGCUCCAAAUGAACGAUCCAGCGCCGCCCGACUGUUCAAAUAAGAGGAAGCGAGGCAACAUUUCCGGAAAAUCCAAUCCGGAUCUCAGUUACUCGAAGAACAACCUGCAACGUCAAGGCGAUAUGUCAAUAGAUCUUGACAACGCCCCACAGCAAGCAAACUUUCAGCAGCAACUGCAGAAGAGACUAGAUGCUCUCGAACGAUGCUUCUACUCUAGCCGUCCGGAAAGCGCUCUAAGCCUUCGUGCCGAGCCUCAAGAUGAUCCCGAGUUGCAUCCGAUUGCUUCAUUAAACGCAGAUGACCCGCAGCACUCGGCUACCAUGGGCCGCAGGGAAUCAUCAAAUGGCGACGCUUCAUCUGUUAAAUCUGAUUUGGCCGGAUUCAACGAGAUGGAAACGCCGAGCUCUAUGAGUAGUCUCCACGACGCGGGAAAUCAUAGAAUAUCGCCCACAUCAUCGAAGUUGGAGAAUUUGCCUACUAUGCCAGCCGCAUGCUUUUACAUUCGAAUUAUCACAAACGACCAGCCUCCGAGUGAGCACUAUCGCGCAAUUUAUCCUAAAUCACGAACAGUUCAAGAUCUAAAGUCGAAAAUCUUGGAGAAGAGUUCUGCCCAAAACAGCCUAGAAAUUUCUAGCAUUCUACAUAUAAACGACACCGGGCUCAAGAUUGUGGUGGAUGAUGAAUUUGUCCAUGAGAUGGCCGAAGGACAGAGUAUGACUGUCAGAAUCGUUGAGACCCCCGCGCCUUCCCUUGAUGCUAGCAACGUAUUUGGAAAUAACGUUCAACAUGAACUUUGGUUGGAGUACUAG